Messenger RNA from Gigantopelta aegis, 2201 nucleotides. RefSeq lists its product as uncharacterized. NCBI's taxonomy places the organism in Eukaryota, Metazoa, Mollusca, Gastropoda, Neomphalida, Peltospiridae. The transcript is spliced from 3 exons. Bases 122 to 1795 code for a protein of 557 amino acids. The record is from RefSeq and is a predicted model, not a curated record.
GUGUGACGUCAUAAUAGAAAGAAAACAAAAAGGGAUGUUAUAAUAAAGCAAAUUAUCGUUUAUUAAUUAAAAACAAUUUCAUAUUUGAAAAGUUGUGUUGAUAUGGUGUGAAGGUUAAAGUAUGGCAUCCGAGUAUAAGACAUGUCCAGAAAUCCAUUCCUUCGGCAACGACAGCCCCCAGUGGUUCCUGGGAAUGGAAUCUGACAAGAAACCCCUAUGCAUUUGUGCUGCACAGAGCGACGACUUCAAAACACCCCUCUGCGGCUGGUGCAUGGAAGCAGGUGACGUCACCCGCCAGAAGGCCAAGCAUUCGAAAAAGUCGAAAUCCUGCUCAAACGUCUUCAAGGACUCGACUUUCGAAUACCACGCCGAGUCGAGUAAAUACAUCGACGAAUACCGACGAAAAUACACAGUGGGCAACGUCUGCAACUACAAUGUUUUUGAUCUUCCGAAACUUGGAGUCGAUCUGAUCGACCCAUAUGCCGAGAAGAUUAAGAACAUACGAUCCUGGAAGAGAAAUAAACCCCCUGAAGCAGACGACAAAAGGACUGAACGCGGGAUGGGUGACAUGGGGUCAAACAGAAGUUUACCCAUCCUCGCUCAAGUCUUAAAGAGCCUAUCUCCCAAAGAGAAAUCAUACCCUGAGACAAAAGAACGACAUCCGCCAAAGGAUCGACAGCUCAAUUUACAACUCUAUCGAUCAACAAUGAAAGAGACAGUAACAAGUCCCGAUCCUGUGUCAGAAUCCAAGUUGGAAAACGAAUCAAUAUGCAAGGUCAUCUCCACAUGCGAUACCAUCUCCGUCAGAGCUUCACGGUCUGAAGGUGGAGCAGUUGACAUGAUGUCAAGCAGCAGCUUACCUAAACUCGUUCCAGUCAGAAAGAGCAAAUAUCCCAAAGAGAAAACAUCCUCUGACUCUAAAGAACUGCAUCCAUCAAAGGAUCGACAGCUAAAUUUACAGAUCUGUCGAUCAGCAAUUAAAGUGACCGUAAUACAUACCGAUCCUGUGUCAGAAUCAAAGAUGGAAAACGAAUUAACAUGCAAGGUCAUAUCCACAAACGAUACAAUCUCCGUCAGAGCUUCACGGUCUGAAGGCGGGGCGGUUAACAUGAUGUCAAGCAGCAGCUUACCUAAACUCAUCCCAGUUAGAAAUAGCAAAUGUCUCAAAGAGAAAGCAUUUCAUGACUCUAAAGAACCGGAUCCACCAGAGGAUCGAGAGCUCAAUUUACAGGUAUCUCGAUCAAAAACACAGCAACAAACCAAAUGUAAAGUGUCCAGUCCUGAUCUUGUCCCGGAAACCAAUUUGGCCAUCAGAUCCUCAUGCGAACAGCCGCCAUCCAUGUGUUCGUCAAAACGUCUUUUCAAGCGUUCAUACAGGAUUAGUGAUCUCGACAACGUCAUCUCUAAAGACAAUGUCAUCUCCGUCAGAGCCUCACUGUCUAAAUCAAUGGAAACGGAGAACACUUCAACUUCUGGCGUUCACAAACUGAUUUCAGCUGACAAAAAAAUGACAGAGAAACACCCAAAUGACAUUGGCAAACAAGCAGGACAAGUUACUAACACGAAGUGUUACAGACUAAAAUAUUCCAAGAAGAUCACUAAUCCAGAAAACAGGUCGUGUGUGAAUCUAACUCCAUUGACGUUGAGAGAUAUUGGUGGCAUAAGUGAAUCUGACGCGGAGAAUGUGAAUCGAGAAAAGUCAACGUUUUAUAACCUGAAACAACAGAGCCAAAAGAGUAAAAGUCUCAUAGACUGUAUCACCCCCGUAGCCAGAAAGGUUAUAUCGCAUAAAUAAUAUGACGCUAUAGAUUUGGUGAUCUACAUUUUAUAUUUUACGCAAUAUUCAAAUGUUAACCUGUAACAAGUCGAGUCACUUAGGCUAGAAAACUGUUGAGCAUAACACAGUUGGUUUGUCACUUCAACAGGCUGCUUGGGGAUGCCUCUGAAACAUUACUGGACUUGGUGUAGAGUUGAAAUGUGGCACCAGCAAUAGGUAACAGCCUAUUUUCUAAUAGGGGGUAUGGGUGGCUUAGGUGCAAACAUGAAUCAUUUGACUUGAUUAUCUCGGCUUUUACAAAGAAUAUAUACCAAGAAUUGUUGUUAAUAACAUGUUCAUAUAAAGUAAGCCUGUAUACUGCUGCUCAGCUUGUUCAAUAUGGAUAUAAUAUUUUUAGAUGACCUGAAAUAAAUUUUUGAAUUAG